Molecule: messenger RNA, 7034 nt
Organism: Folsomia candida
Lineage: Eukaryota; Metazoa; Arthropoda; Collembola; Entomobryomorpha; Isotomidae
Gene: pan
Product: protein pangolin, isoforms A/H/I/S
Exons: 18
Coding region: 1823-5344 (1173 amino acids)
Biological process (GO): canonical Wnt signaling pathway; regulation of transcription by RNA polymerase II
Cellular component (GO): beta-catenin-TCF complex
Molecular function (GO): RNA polymerase II cis-regulatory region sequence-specific DNA binding; DNA-binding transcription factor activity, RNA polymerase II-specific
Source: RefSeq, a predicted model, not a curated record
CCGACCCUCGGGAUCCACCCACCGUCAUCAGACUCCUCUUUGUAUCACUUGGCCCCCUCACCACGAAAGCUUCCAAUCCACUCCAGACCGACAGAGUGAAGGGACCUCUGCUUCUAUUCAUCUCUUGCUUGCACACUUCGUGCAUCCUCCAAGGUUACUCUCGAAGGGCUGAGAUUUUCUUGAAGCCAACCUGCCCUAAGGCACCACACAUAUAAGAAAAUCUACACAACCACAUGCUUUUCUUUAACAUAAACCUUUUACAUUUUACUUUUUGUAUGUAUCUACAAACCUUCGUUCGUGUAGCUUGGUGGUGAGAUUAUACACUCUCUGUUCGGCUAGUCGGCAUAUUGCAUUCCAAUUCCAGGCAGCACGUUAUAAACCAGACCAAAAGCGAGGCGAAUUGCACCCACAAACACAACUUGCCGUAAUGCAAGCAAAGCAAACUACUUACACUGCCUCGUUAGUAUUACCCGACUGCUACCACUGUUCACACGCACCUCUGUGACUCUCUCGCAGGCCCCGUGUUAAAAACGAGUCUCUCUUUAAACGAGUGAUUUUUGUAUUGUAAAAGUCUUGGUUGGGUUGAUUGAGAAUUGAAGAAAAAAGGCCGUGGUGAAAGGAACAGCAACGUGGUGGCCUGAAAAUUGUUGGACCUUUGACCUGUUGGAUGGCAAAUAUUGAACUUAAAAUUUAUACUGAUAAGGACACAAGAUAUUCUAAUUUGACUGGACUAAAGGAUUAGUUAACACUGCGUCUUAAUGACGGAUAUUAACUGAGUGUUGUCGUCACUUGUUGGAGAUAAUCAGAGUGGGUGGUUUUCUUGUUUUUGAAGAGAAAACUUGCUGAUGGUAAAAAAUUCCAAAAGUGUUUAACACGACAAUAACAGAAUAUAUAAUAAUAAUUAGCGUAUGUACUUACGUACAUCCUGUUGCAAUUAAUUGCGUGUUUAAUUGAUGGAUGAUUAAGUGUGAAAAAAAUAAGAAAAAAUUGUUAUUAUGCACUUUACGAGAAGUGGUUGUUAGAGAAGAAGAAGAAGAGUGGGGAAAUUGACACUUUUUCCGAGGUCAACUAUACGUAAGUCGAGCUGGAUUCGUGUUCUUGACCUCGCAUGAAUUUUUCUUGUUGUUUUUUCUGCGUCUGUUACUUUACUUGGUUAUUACGAAUGCAGACGUGAAUAAUUUUAUGAAAUUUUAAAAAUAUUUUGGUUCCUUCAGUUAAAAGUUUGACAUAUGUAAAUAAAUGAUUACUUUUGUUCAGUUUGGUUGAUUUGAUUACAAGUUUUUUUUGUGUAUGGUGCAACCCGUGGUUUGGUUUUGUGAUGAUUUACGUUUAAGUUGUGCGUAAAGUUACUAAUUUAUAAAAUUAUUGUGUAAUUUGCAUAUAUUGAAGAAAUAAAAAAAAUUUCUGGAUGACAAAAAUGGCGUGCAGAGAGAAAAAGAAGACCCGCACCCGGUCUCCUCCGGGUGGUUUAAUACCAAUUAUUGUUAUCAAGUAGGACAAACUACUACUACUUAUCAGGGUGGAUCUUAUCAAAGAUUGAUGAGCACAUUUUAUCAAAAGUACUGUUUUUAAACAAAAGUGACACUACCACUACGAUUCGCGAAAUCAAAUACUGCAAAACUAAGAAAUCUCUGAAACGAGUUGAAAUUUUAAUCAAAGCAAAACGGAAGAAGAAUUUUACCCCUGUGUCUCCCGGGUAUCGUCCCACCCAGUUUUUAAAAUAGGUACAGAAGACGGACUAGUUCAUCUCCGAAAGACUUCCAAGAAGGGGUUGCAUACCAUCUGCUCAUCUCAAAAGUUUCCACCGACAAAACUUGAGAAGAUGCCCCACGUAGCUGGAAGUAGUUCGGGGAGCGGCGGAGGAAAUAGUGGUGGUGGUGGAAAUUCGGUCGUCGUAGCUGGUGGGAGUGGUUCCUCCUCCUCCAGCUCAGGCCGAAUCAGAGAUGACCCCAAUGACUGCGAUGAGGUGAAAGUGUUCAAAUGCGAGGAGGACGAAGGGGAAGGAUCCUCCGAUGAUGUAAUGAACGACGAUAAGCGGGACUUGAUCCGGGCAACGGAGUAUGACCAGAAGGGGGGACGACUAAGUCCGUUAAGUCCAUUGUCACCCGGAAGCUACUCGAGCGGUGGGGGACAUUCGUCCUUUAAUCCGAAGAAUGGUGGACAAUCCAGCUCGCUAAGACCGGACCCGUCAUCUCUGUUUGGUGGAUCUGGUGGAAAAUUGGAAGUUGGAGGAAUGCCGUAUCCUACCCCGAUCAACAUUGGUCUUUUAGGCUACCAUUAUCCGAACGGAUCACCACUGACAGGGAUCAGUCGAUUGCUUGGCUUCCAGUGCAAUGGGAUGGACGGUCUUACACCACCUCCACCUCCGGCCCAUAUGGGCUUCCCCGCAGGCUUGUCAAGGCAGUACCCCUUUGGAAUGGGGUACCCUUACGCCGGUCUUGGUCCUGAAGUAUCUCAAGUGUCCCCUUGGCCUCAAGGGAUAUACCCAUCGAUCUCGAACGCUGGAAGUGCUGGAGGUUCGCCAGGAUUUCGUUAUUCUUCAUCCCUUUCAUCGUCCUUACCUAGUGAUUUCUACAGACAAUAUCCCCCAAUGUUACCAGGAUCAGGAUUGGGUGGUCACCCAGGACUUAGUCACUUAGUCGGACAACAAAAACAUGAUGCUCACCCUCACCUUGAUAAUCAUAGUUUGGUGACUCCAUCUCGAAUAUGUAUUUCUCAAGAAGAUGAAGAAUUUCUUCUCGCUCAACAAAAUCGUCUCCUCGAGCUUCUGACAUUGUUUUCGAAACAGCUGGGACGAAUGCAGAACACUCGGGCAGAAAUGGGACUGCCGCUUCUAAAGUACCAAGUCAUUGGUCCUGCUGUGGACACCCUUUUUGAUUUAAUAAUGUCAUCAGCAACAAAUAACAAGAAACAUGACAAUGAAUACGGCAAACUCGUCGAACUGCCGAUUGACCUUAGUCGAAGAUCGUCCUGUCCAAUGACCAGCAUCGAGCUUGCGACGGCAGCCACACUUUUGGAGCUUAGAGCCAGUACGGCAAGAAUAAUUUCGCCGAACCCUAGUAUGAAGUCGCAUCGUGGAUUCCAAAUUCAUGAAGGACGAAAGGACGAGACGGCAGCAAGACAGAAUCGUAGUAGUCAUGAUGGGAGCGUAACUCAAGAACAAGAUUCGGGACAUUUUGACAAUUCGUUUGACGAUGACAUUUCUGAAUGUACUCCAAAUCCGCUAGACGUACUCGACAUUCAAAUGAGUCAAACGUCGUUGAAGUCUACUACUUCUAAUCAUACAGAUUUUGGAAGCAGCAUCAAUAAGGCGAAGAAGAAACGAUCAAAGUGUUCCUCUAAUCAAAAUAUUAAAGGAAAAUCCACCAGUUUGCGCUCCAACGAGCUGAUCAACCAUCGUACUAUUAUCGACUCACAUAUCUGCAUCUGUAAAUAUUGUGGGCGUGAUUCGAGGACUAUCAUCAAGAAAAAUCAGGAUAUCAGAAAUAAGAAAAGUAUUUUGAAUCGGAAGCAGAUUGUCAAGAGACUUAAAACACGACAAACUACUGCUCUACUUGACAAGCGUAAAAAACCAAGAAAAAGUCUACAACUGGAAAUAUCGUCACUUGCGACGGGUAUUGUGACCACUAGCUCAUUGGAUCAUGCAUGCCCUUCUUAUUCGGCUAAGAAAGACGUAUUAUUGGCAUCGACCGCACCUACGUCCCCACCAGCAGUAAAAGUAGAAAAGAAUCUAUGUGAAAUUGACCAAGAAUCUUCAAUGGAUAUCAAGGAUGUCAAGGAUGUUUUCGAUGAGAAUGCUUUUCGCAUCUUCGAAUCGGAUGCGAGCCGAUCUUCAUGGUCUAGUUUAUCCGAUCAGAAGUCGUCUGAUAAUCAUCAUAGUUCCAAAAAUGCGUCAGAUUCAGGACAAUCGUCAAAUAGUCAGAAUGAAAAGAAGAAACCGCACAUUAAGAAACCUCUCAACGCAUUUAUGCUAUAUAUGAAAGAAAUGAGGGCGAAAGUCGUGGCCGAAUGUACGCUUAAGGAGAGCGCCGCCAUCAACCAGAUUUUAGGGCGAAGGUGGCACUCAUUAAAUCGCGAGGAGCAGUCCAAAUAUUAUGAAAUGGCUCGUCAGGAACGGCAAACACACAUGCAAUUAUAUCCUGGCUGGAGCGCUAGAGAUAAUUAUGGCUACGGUGCUAAAAAGAAGAAGAGAAAGAAAGAGAAAACUUCCGAUGGAGGAAACAGUAUGAAGAAGUGCAGGGCAAGGUAUGGGCUGGAUCAGCAGAGUCAGUGGUGCAAACCGUGCAGGAGGAAGAAGAAGUGUAUUCGGUAUUUGGAGGAGGCCAACAAUGGAACUGGUGGUAGCGGUGGUGCAAAUAGCGUCAACAGUGCGGAUGACAACUUGGGAAGUGCUGGUAGUGCUGGAGAACCUUUGUCUCCAGAGUCCAAAGCGGGUGACUCUGACAUGGACACGUCGUCAAAUAUGGAUAUGUCUAGUCCCAGCUUCAGUUUGACCUCACCUGGAAUGUCGAUGGCAUCUCCCGGCAUGUCACUGCCCUCACCAGCCCUGACAAGUCCAUCAGGAGUGAUGCCUUCUCCAAUUGCAAGCCUAGCAAGUCCCGCUGUUUCAUUGCCUAGUCUCCAAUCGCCUAUGACACCUUCAAUGUCUGAAGAUCGUCACCCAAUCUCCUCCGUUUCCAGUGCGGCCAGUUCCGUCAAUUUUACUACGACAGCGUCCAACGGUACUAGUUCGUCCCAUCAUCAGCAGCAUGCCACCUCAUCUUCAAGUCAUCAUCACAACAGUAGCCGAAAUCUUAACAAUAAUAUUAAUAAUAUUGCUAAUAAUAAUCAUCACAACCACCCCUCCAACUCCUCCUCCUCAUCAUCUGGUUUUGGGAAGCAGCAACACCAUUCUAACCAUUUCCAUCCAGGCUCCUCUCCCAACUUUGGCUUUGGGCUGGGUCACUUGUUCAACGGUUCGUCUGUUCCAAACGGUGGAAUGGGCUACCCAUUCCCAUUUCCGAUAGGAUUAAACCUACCAAAUUUUCAAAAGCCGGCAAGAAAUCCAGUCGGGACGAAUCCUCAUGACAUUAACAAUCCGUUAAGUGUUAAUCAGCUAACCGGACAAUGCAACUCGUCCUCAUCGUCUGCCUCUUCCCUGAGCAGUAUCACCAGCAAUGAGAGAAGUUCAAGCGUCUCGAGUCAAAAGUCAUCCCAUUCUUCGUCCCAUAAUAAUCAUAAUCAUCAUCGCUCAGAUCGGGCGAGGAGUCGGGAUCGAAUAAACGUUACAAAUUCAGACAACAAAUCGUCACCUGAGAAUAAAACAAAUCCCGUCCCUGCUCCCGUAAUUGGCGUUUCUUCUUGACCGUAGUAAAAUAAAAUUCCCACUUGACGAUGAUACCUUCUAUCUAAAUAUAUAUAUAUAUAAACCUUGACGAAGAAGAUGAUUAAAUAUUUUCUCAAAAUAUUUUCAACUCAAUUACACUUGCUACAAAGAAAAUCUGGAAAAAUUUAUACGAUACAAAUUAGUCGUAAAAAUAUGUAGGCAAGGCUAUUCUACAUUAUUAUUAUUAGAUAUGAAGCCGUAUCAGAUUCAUUUAUUGUCAUUAUUAUCUAUAAGUUAGGUCAUUGUGAUCUCAAACAACAAGUUCAAAUUACUUGUGUAGUGGCGACACUCAUGAAAAUAUUUAAAUAUUUAGUUUCCAUAAUUGGGCAAGAAAAAAGGUCUCAUUAUUAAAACGUUGUUUUGUUUAGUGACGAAAAAUGAUAUACCAAUUAUUAAUUUUGUGAUUUUAUUUUUAUUUACAAAUUGUUUUCUACGCCAGUUAUUAUUAUAUUUAUUUGGCAGAAUAACUUCCGAGUUUUGACUAAACCUAUUUAUUGCACACGCUAUUUUAUAACUGUGCGUUCUUGUAAUGAGCGAGACGUUAUUUUUAAAAGAUGCAUAGUGUGCGACUAGUUUGGUUCAAUCAGAACUACGGAAUACUAUACAUGUUCUGCAAAAUUAGUGCCAUUUAAUGACUUGACAAUUUAAUUUUUGUUACUUUGUGACAAUCAAAAACUUAGUUUUUAUUUUAUAAUUUAUGUGAGACUGUUGGUGAUUUUUUUUCACAUUUGUACUACUACUUUAGUUUAGUUGGGUAUUGAUGCAAUUUGUCGGGUAUCUUAUAUAUAUUUAAUUAUUGAACGAAAGACUUUGAUUUAUUUAUUAUUUUAUUGUAUGCAUACUUAUUAAUUAUUAUAUAACCACCGCUCCGCCGCCGCCGCUUCUGCGGCUACCGAAAUAUUUUGCUGGUGGUUAAUAAGAAAUAUUUACAAUCAUUUACAUUAUCCCACUAAAUACAGUCGAGUCAGUCACGUAUUGUUAUUUAAAAACCUGUUUGAUACCUAAGUAGAAUAUUUACAUUUAUAUUUAGUUGAUAAUUUAGAUAUUUACAUAGGGAUGACAUGAUUUGUAGCAAUAUUUGCGUAUUAACGGAAGGAGAAUCAAAUUAAUAGCGAAUCAAAAAUUCAAAGAAAAUAACAAAUUUUAAUGGUCCAUCAUUAUCUCUCUCUCACUCUCUCACUAUAACUCCUCUACUUAUAAAUGCCCAGACCGAUAAGAGUAUUAUUAAAAUUCUAUUUGUAUUCCGGAGUAAUUUAUAUAAAUUCUAAGAAAAAAGCGAGAAGCCAAAUGCGUUUUAAGCUGUAAAUUUUAGUUGAGUACGUUUAAAGACGAUGAUGUUACAGAGUUGUCGCCCGUGUCAAAGAAAAAAUUGUAUGUAAAAUUAAUAAUACCUUAAAAAUUCAUGAUGUAGUUUCUUCAUGAAUGGUUCGUUAAUUGUUGUUGUUCUUGUUAAGCUAAGUGUAGAUGAUGAUAUGAUUCAGAUGAGCUAAUAGGCAAAUAAAAUGUGUAAUUAUUUAUAAUAGUAACGCGUAUUAUACCCAACAUAUUGCAUACUUUUAUUUAUUUACUUGAGUAUGAAAAGAUGAAAUGGUUGUCAAAAAUUGAAUGAUGCCCACACAUUUAUGCUAUAAGAAAGAAUAAAUGGCAAACUUACUCAUUUUGAAAAAAA